AUGCGUGUGGCCGGCUGCGCGCGGAUAAAUGGUCCCUUCCUGUUAAACGCUUCGGUUGCGCUGCGUGCCUCGGCGCGAUGCCUGUCGUUGUCUGAGUUGGCAAAAGUGUUUGCGGAGAUGAGUGAGCCGAGCACGGCACCAGCGGCAACCGGAGCUGCCGCCGCCGCUGCCUCUGCUGGCGCAGCGCAGCGGGAGAACGCCGCCAGCAUGAACAUUGGCGCGUUACCGCCCGGCGACCACGAGGUCAGCCGGUCGAUUGAAACGAAGGGGUCGGGCUUAAAGAGUAGCCGUGGUAGCUUUGAUAGCGGGGUCGUCACAUUCUCGCCGGCGUACACCAAGACCCUCCGUGACAUGUCCGGCACACAGCUUGCCUUGGCCUUGGAAAAGGAGUCUAAACAGCAGCAUCUCGGACAUAUGAUGCAGUGCCUUGCGGAGGUGUGGCGUCGAUUGCGUGCGGCGUCGUUGAUGGGGGUUGCCAUCACGGAGGAAGAGGCACGUGGUGAGGUGGAAAAUAACGGUUGGUCGGUUUCCCUGUUCCGCAGCGAUGACGUGUUGGAGUCCGUGCUACGUUUGUUUGCCAAGACGAACCUGGAUGAGGUGCAGCAGAGCCAUCGACUCUUCAGGGAGCUUCGUGACGAAGGUGUCGGUGAGGAGUGGGUAACGGAGCUUGGGUGCCUGCUCAUACAGUGGCUCACUGACCGCGCCGCCUCACUUAGCCCUUUUCGCAGUGUAACUUUUUUGCAUCUUAUUGCGCAACAAAAGGUGUUUCACUCGGACGCCGUUUUGCAGACAUUGCGUGAUAACGUUGAGGUGCACAUUGCCAGGGACGCCGGCCGACACACAAGAAGUGCCUCCUCCAACGCCUCCUCGCCUUUCAGUGUUUCUGCUGACGGCGCCGGUGCGUUUGACCUCAGUGUUUUUGCCAUGCUGUUGGACGCGAUGGCUCGGUGGCAGCUCGGGUGUGUGCGGCUCCUUGGGAGUGAUGCGGCGGUGCCGCCGAACCGAUUUCAUGAGGGGAGCAACGUGACGGCGACGAUAACGAGGCUGCAGCACCCCAUACUCGAUGUCGCCUUCUAUGAAGUGGUGGUGGGCAGGCUGCUGCUGGGAGUACGUGAGGGCUCGCUACACCUCACACGUCAUGGAUCGCCGUCGACGUUCUUCUUCCUGGCCUUGGCGCUGGCAAAGAUCCGCUGGUUCCGUCCCGACUGUGCUGAGGUGCUGCUGCCGCAGCUUCACGAGGCCUUGCGCGUGUUCCCCGGCCAAUAUCUCGGGGUCGUCUUGCUGCUGGGGCGGCGCGAGGUGAAGGUGUGCAGCGUCGCAACCACAGAGCUGCUUCUGCAAACGCUAAUUGACACGAUGCAGAAACGCGGGCAGCGCUACAUCCCAGCGGACGGGCGUAAACGUCACGGCCCCGACGGCGUUGUCCUUUCAACACCUGCCGCCCCCCUGCAAGGCACGGAUGCCUCUUCGUGGGUCGCGAUGGGCUGUGCCCACGAAGAGGAUGUUUCCACGGCAGUGGCCACUCCAGAUGUGGACGCCGACGAGGACGAUUUGCAGCUCUUCUCUGCAUCCUCGCCUGUAGGCUCUGUACGGGGCAAGGGUGUCAUGCAGGUCUCUGCAAACAAUGCAGUGAAGUCGGGUGUUUCAUCGCAAACCUCGUCUGCUGCGUUUACGACAAGUUUCAUGGAUCUCCGCUCCGUGCCCCUCUUUCUUGACAGCCUCAAUCACAUUUUGACGACCACGCUUGAGCACUGCAGCGUACAGGGGAAAACGGCUCAGCUAGAGGCACUCAAUGCGAAGGCGGAAACCCUUUACGAGGCACUACUGAAUGACACGCAUGGUGGAGUAAAGUCGCUCCACACGUUGCAAGAGCGCCCUGCUCUGUCUGAGAAGCUCCUCGCAGCGGUGCUGCGUAUACCACGCAAGACGCAUCACCCGCUUCUUAUUGAGCUCGCCUACGUCUUUACACGACACGUCGGCGUGCGACAUGUGGCGUCACAGGAUAGCAGCAAAGCCACCCUUCUUGCCUCACAUUGGCAGUGGCGCACACUAACGCUUGUUGACCUCUUAGUACGGCGUGGCGUUAUCCUGCCAGACACGUAUGUCAUGACGGACGCGGUGAUCCAGUUGGCUCCGCGGGUGCUUUCGGCGGUGGAGGCGGAGAAGCGGCGUCUCUUGGAGCUUCAUCACGAGUCCCAGAAGCGACAAGAAAAACAACAGGGACGGGAGAAGAAGCGGAAGCAGAAGAAAACAGUCCGAACGUCGGCGGUGUUUGCGAAAUUCUCGCGCACCGUGGUGCAGAUGAAGCAGCAAAUGUGA
Molecule: messenger RNA, 2319 nt
Organism: Trypanosoma conorhini
Lineage: Eukaryota; Euglenozoa; Kinetoplastea; Trypanosomatida; Trypanosomatidae
Exons: 1
Coding region: 1-2319 (772 amino acids)
Source: RefSeq, a predicted model, not a curated record